Molecule: messenger RNA, 303 nt
Organism: Encephalitozoon cuniculi GB-M1
Lineage: Eukaryota; Fungi; Microsporidia; Unikaryonidae
Exons: 1
Coding region: 1-303 (100 amino acids)
Biological process (GO): protein sumoylation
Cellular component (GO): nucleus
Molecular function (GO): ubiquitin-like protein ligase binding; protein tag activity
Source: RefSeq, marked provisional
AUGGGGUCGUCGGAUUCUGGAAGCGAGUUCAGGACUAACGAAAAUACUCUGCGGGGUGCAAUCUCCAAGAAGGUGCCUCUGAGGCUUGUUGAUCAGGACGGAACGACGCUGGUGUUCAAUGUUAAGCUGAGCACAACAUUCAAGAAGAUACUAGAUGCCUUUUCUCGCAAUGUUGGGAAAAACAGUUCGGAGUUCAGGAUUUUAUUUAAUGGAAAGAACAUCGACCUUGGAAAGACCCCGGGAGAUUUCGGCUUUGAGGGGAAUGAGGAGCUUGAGGUGGUAACCUCACAGGUGGGAGGAUAG